AUGGUCUUCCAAAAUUCGGCAGAAAUAGUUCUUCCACUUUCGACAACAUUGGAGAAUCCUGUUUAUAUUUCUGAAUUCACCACGAUGUUCGAAGCACAUCGUGUCGACGGAUAUUCAAUUUUGGAAUAUAAUGCGAGGAUAACAACUGAUAAAAGAUUGGGAGACUUUCUAGAUUUCUCAAUACGACAAGCUAUCGAAUCUUCAAAAAUUGAAGAAUCGAAUGGAAACUCUAAGAGCAUGGGUUAG
This is a messenger RNA of Caenorhabditis briggsae, 246 nucleotides long. The record is from RefSeq and is a predicted model, not a curated record. Lineage: Eukaryota; Metazoa; Nematoda; Chromadorea; Rhabditida; Rhabditidae. Bases 1 to 246 code for a protein of 81 amino acids. The transcript has a single exon.